This is a messenger RNA of Nipponia nippon (crested ibis), 2178 nucleotides long. The record is from RefSeq and is a predicted model, not a curated record. NCBI's taxonomy places the organism in Eukaryota, Metazoa, Chordata, Aves, Pelecaniformes, Threskiornithidae.
AUGGGAGCGUGGAGGCCAUCGCUCAGCUGUGCCAGCUCCGGCAGAAGAGCCUGGCCCAACCUUGCGCCGGUGGAGGCCCCGGCACCGCAGCCGCCCACGCCAGGCGGCACAGGGGGACCCGCCACAGCCCGGCUGCCACGCGUCAGCUCCAGCCCCGUGAAGCCGGUUUUCUGCCCAGCCGCUGGCCUGUGGCUCACCCCGUGCCACAAUGCCACUAAGCCCUCUGCGGCGGUGGUGCGUGAACGUCGACCCACAGCCCUGGGCCACGCGUGUCGGCAGGGGCCGGGGUCUGCCCAAACCCUACGGCCGUGGGGCACCGCCAACGCCCCACGGCCCAGCAAGGCCUCGGGCACGGGAGCUGCGAGAGCCCUCGUUCAGGAAGAGUGGGAUUUGAGAAAUGGUAGUGUUCGUCGUUGCAUUAAAAUGCAGUUUUUGCUUGACUGCCAGUUUUAUCACAAAACUAUAAAAAUGGAAAUACGAGGAACUUCAUAUUGUCGUAUGCAGCACUGGAGCUGCACACAACUUUCUGUGCUUGUGGGUCACAAGCACAUGGAGAAAACCGACAUAGAAGGGACCUUAUUUGUGUACAAAAGGUCAGCUUCUCCUUAUCAUGGUUUUACGAUAGUGAAUCGACUGAACAUGCACAACCUGGUUGAACCAGUAAAUAAAGAUUUGGAAUUUCAGCUCCAUGAACCUUUUCUUCUCUACAGAAAUGCUAGCUUGUCUAUUUACAGUAUCUGGUUUUACGACAAGAAUGACUGUCAUCGAAUAGCAAAGCUCAUGGCUAAAGUGGUAGAACAAGAAGCUCAGAGAUCACAGCAAGUUUCCCAGGACAGAAAAAGUCCCAGCAGAACCAAUGGCUGCAAGGAAAACAGGCCCAUUGACAUCCUGGAAAUGCUUAGUAAAGCCAAGGAUGAAUACGAACGAAAUCAGAUUAGUGACUUAAGUAUAAUAUCAAGUUCUGGAAUGCAACAAAAUGCAAAUCCUUCAAAGCCAGAAAGCACAGAGCCUUCAGAACAAAAAACUUCAGUACAAGUGCAAGAGCAGCCAUUUCAGUCAAGGCAGAAGCAUCUGACUUUGGAGGAACUGUUUGGAACCUCUGUACCAAAGGAACAGCUUGCAGCUCCGUAUCCCAAUCCAGAGAAAAUGGAGAAGUUGCAGACUGACACCUCUGCCAGAGAGCAGCAUAAUUUGCUCUUGCCUUUUUCCUUUGACCAGUCAACAGUAAUACAACAGCCACUAGGGAAAUCUGAAAGUCCAAGUGUUAAAAGCAGUGCCAAUCCUUUGAAUCACCAGGAAUGUAUAACACCUAUGCUAAUACCUCCAGCUUCAGUUUCCCAGCCUGAUAUAAAAAAUGUUUCAAGCUAUUCAGUUCGUUUAAGCCCUAUUCUUAAUUCAGCCUCGACAAUGGAAGCUGCCCCUGCUCAGAUGCUUCCUGGCCUAAAACAAAACAACAGUAUAAUGCAAGUUAUGCAGCAAGCUGCCAAGCAGAUAUCCCCACUAGUGAAUCAGCCGCCAUCUGAAGUGAACCAUGCUCCACAAAAUCUAAUGGCUGGCCAAAGCCAGCUUAUAGCACCCUUGACAUCAACAAAUACAGGAACUGUCUCAAAUACAUCCCAUACAAGUGUUGAUCUUCUCCAGAAACUCAGGUUGACCCCACAGCAUGACCAAAUGCAACAGCAGUCUCUGACUAAGACUUCCUUAACACCAAACAUCUCUGCCUCGGUUGGCCAACUUGCAACACCAGAAAGCUUCAAAGAAUCUCACAGUAAGCCAUCAACCUUGAACAGCAAGAUAAUCUCUCCCCUUCAGACUGUACAACAAAACAAGGAAACAGAAGUAUUUCCUCAGCCAAAGACUUCGUCUAAAGCAAGUCAAGUUGCACCUCCGCAGUUUGUUACAGCCACAACUACAGUAACGCCUUCAAUCCUCUUGUCUCCUAGUGUUUUUCAGCAAUCAUCUACAAAAGCUACUGAAGUGGAGAAUAAAGCCAAUUCUUCUUCGCCUUUAACACUUGGAACAACAGAAAUUCAGACUAUACCUCCUACUGUUCUCAGUAGGUCUCAGCUUCAAGAAGCACUGAUACAUCUAAUAAAGAAUGAUUCCCAUUUUCUCAGCACUAUUCAUGAAGUCUACUUGCAAGUCCUAACCAAGAAUACAGACAACAUUAAACUAUAA